Molecule: messenger RNA, 6927 nt
Organism: Neopelma chrysocephalum (saffron-crested tyrant-manakin)
Lineage: Eukaryota; Metazoa; Chordata; Aves; Passeriformes; Pipridae
Gene: GXYLT2
Product: glucoside xylosyltransferase 2
Exons: 7
Coding region: 1-1227 (408 amino acids)
Biological process (GO): protein O-linked glycosylation via N-acetylgalactosamine
Molecular function (GO): UDP-xylosyltransferase activity
Source: RefSeq, a predicted model, not a curated record
AUGCGGCGGCCCUGCAAGGUGGCGGCGGCCCUGCUGUGCCUCGCCGUGCUGCUGCUGCUGUAUCUGCUGGCGGGCAGCGCGGCCCCGCCGCCCGCGCCCUCCGCGCCCGCCCGCCGCCCGCCGCGCCUCGGCCGGAGCCCCCCGCGCCGGAGCGGCGGCACCGCCGGCCACAGGAAGCCUGGGGAACAGAAGCAUCCAAAGGAGCCUUCAUCCUUGCAGUGCAUGCAUCUGGCAGUGGUGGCAUGUGGGGACCGGCUGGAGGAGACGCUGAUCAUGCUGAAAUCAGCGGUUCUCUUCAGCAACAGGAGACUCUGCUUUCACAUUUUUGCUGAGGAUUCCCUUAAGCCUGAAUUUGAGAAGAAGUUAAAGGAGUGGCCUUCCUCAUACACAAAGAAGUUUGAAUCCAACAUCUACCCAAUAACCUUCUCAGUAGGAAAUGCUCAGGAAUGGAAGAAGUUAUUCAAACCAUGUGCUGCCCAGCGCCUGUUUCUCCCGGUCAUCCUGAAGGAUGUGGAUUCCCUGCUUUACGUGGACACCGAUGUUCUCUUCCUGAGGCCCAUCGAUGACAUCUGGCACGUCCUGAAGGAGUUCAACUCCACCCAGCUGGCUGCCAUGGCCCCGGAACACGAGAUCCCCAAGAUUGGCUGGUACAGCCGCUUUGCACGUCACCCUUAUUACGGCACAACUGGAGUCAACUCCGGGGUGAUGCUGAUGAAUUUAACGCGGAUCCGCAGCACUCAGUUCAAGAACAGCAUCAUACCAGGUGGUUUGACUUGGGAGGAAAUGUUAUAUCCAUUGUACCAGAAGUACAAAAAUUACAUUACGUGGGGAGACCAGGAUUUACUAAAUAUCAUUUUUUACUUUAACCCAGAGUGUCUCUAUGUGUUCCCCUGCCAGUGGAACUACCGGCCUGACCACUGCAUGUACGGCAGCAACUGCCGAGGGGCGGAGGAGGAGGGGGUCUCCAUCCUGCACGGGAACAGGGGGGUCUACCACGAUGACAAGCAGCCCACCUUCAAGGCACUCUACGAGGUGAUCCGUGAUUUUCCAUUUGAAGACAAUCUCUUCCAGUCCUUGUACUACCCUCUGCAGUCGAAGUUUCUGGAUACAGUGCACACUUUAUGUGGGAGAAUUCCACAAGUAUUUUUGAAGCAAAUUGAGAAAACUAUGAAGAAGGUGUAUGAAAAUCGUGUCAUUGUCUACUUGGGGGCCAACCACAGAUACUAAUUGUAGCUCUGUUUUUACAGAGUUUUUAAUUCUUGCACUCCAUCUAAUGAAGGAUAUAAAUGAAGAAUAUGAACUCCUUUACUGAAACUCAGAUUUAAGAUAUUUCCAUAUCCAAUUUCCUAAUAACUCCUGAAAUUACAAAAAGCAGGAAAUCCUAGAAGCCUACCUAAAGUGUUAUUUCUUGGGCCUUUUUUCUCUUCCUAUGUUUACUCUUGUUGCAACAGGGAGAGGUGAUGAUUCUUACUUUAAUUUGGGUUUAGUUUGGGUAUUUAAAUACAGCUGUGUUCCUGUAACUUUCCUGAAACUGUGCAAAAGGUUGUGCUGCUCUGAGGCUUGACAAAGAAGUUAUGGUUGGAGCUUUGUAACAUGGGGACUCUUGAAAUGAUGGGGCAAAUAUUCUUGAGUGUCAUGAGAAUUCUGAAUUACAGAAAAGAUCACUCCUGUGACAGGAUGAGUUAAAAUUUACUGUAGUAAAGGGGAAGUAUUUGCUUAAAAGGGUAUUUCUGCUGAAGGUGUAUUACCUGCUGUUCUUCACGUGUAGGACCUGAGAUUUCCUGUACUUAAAAAGAUUGGGGGAAUAGAAGUGCCUGUUUCCUUUGUGUUUUACAGCACUUUUUGUCUAACGAUUGUCAUUUUUCACAUCUGCUCUUCAGUAGUCUUGUGAGGGCUCCUCAUGAGGAAGUAGAAGGAAAAUACUUAAAGCAUAAGACAACCACGUACAAGAAGUGGGAGGUGACUGCAGGGGAAGCUGUGGCACCUGCUCGGCUGACAGAGAAGAGCAGGAGAAUCCUUUCCUGAAUGGAUACAGUCAUGGUCCUGCUCCCCCAGUCCCUUACAGUUUAGGAAUGUAUUCUCUGCCUUGGUAACGUGAAUUGCAUUAGGUUCAGUCUAAGAAUAUUGUGAACGAAGAGGACAAAAUCAGGGACUAUGGAUCCAUUUUCCUCUAGAAGUGCUAUUCACUGCACAGGAACAGUGGUAUUCCACCAACAGCUGUCCCAUCCCUGCCUUGGGAGACAGCCAGUGCUGCCUCUGACUCCCCUCUCCUGCUUUGCCAGAAACCUGGGGCAUGGAAAUGCAUUUCUGCCUGGCACUUCCACUCCUGGAAUCAUAAUCACAGAAUCCUAGAGCAGUUUGGGUUGGAAGGGACCUUAAAGCCCAUCAGUUCCACCUCCUGCCAUGAGCAAGGACACUUUCCACUAUCCCAGGUUGCUCCAAGCCCCAUCCAGCAUGGCCUUGAACACUUCCAGGGAUGGGGAAGUCCAGAGGUUUAUGCUGGGAUCAUAAUGAAUAGACUCAAAGUGAAAGAGCAUUUGAUGUUUAUUUAAAAUGAUGUAUUUAGCUUAGCUUUCCAAAGUAUGAUCAUCUUAGGAUAUGCACAAAGAGCUUAUUAAAGUUGCAGUAGCUGAAAGGUGCUUGGAACCAGUCCCUGGGGAACUGGAAGUGAGGACACUCCUAAAGAGCAGUGAUCCAAGAGCAGACUCCCAGAGGGCAUUUUCUAGGUGUAAGCCCCGAGGGUGUGUGUGGGCGAGUGAUUGAAGAAAGCAGCAGAGAAAAUGAUCUUACUUUUCAAGUCUGUUCAGCAAAAAAACAUUAGACAUGACUUGGAACUGCUCGCUCUUGUGUCUAACAGGCAAAGUAGGAGAGGGGUGAGCAGGGUGAGAGAAUUAAGCUUUCCUCUAAUUAAAGGAAAACUGGCACAGAUUGACAUCCUGUACACGUAACAUACAUUUAUUAGAGGUAAAUGUUUGAGGUGUGUGAAACAUCGUUUCCGGAUGUUUCCAAGGUUAAAAUAGCAUUUCUGAAGAAUUGCAGUUUUGGGGAUUCUACUCUAUCAAGUCAGGAUGCACAGACUCUAAGAGAAAGCCCCUUUAUCUCACACAUCCUUUCUGCUUGUGUGGCAGCUCCCGAAAGGAAGGAAAACGUGGCCCUGUUGGCAUCCUGGGCUGCCAGAUACCAGCCUGUACAUGGGAUGGAGUGCUGACAAGCUUUUCCCAAACACCGGAGUGUGAAGGUGUCUGUGACACAUUUGUGAGCGUGCUGGGUGUGUGACAGCCAGGCAGAGAGCAGGGACAGGGGUUUGGAGUAGGGGACAGUUGGUCUGGCAGUUCUGUGCUGGCCUGUGCCUGUGCCAGUCCUCACAGGCACGGCAGGGGAACAGAAAUGUGUGUUUGCACCUCUGUGUGCUGCAAAGUGUAAUCCACCAGUUUGAUUAAACAAUGUCGUUCUGACUCCAUCUCUUAUCUCCCCGUGUUUGCCACCACAGUGCAAAUUGAUGUGGGAAGAACAGAGGCAGCUCUGAGUUGUAGAUGUUGCUGUCUCUCCAACUUUGCUUAGGAUUUUUUAUUCGACUGAAGUUUAAGUUGCCACUUUAAGGAACACUAUACUUCUACCUAUAGAGAAAGUUUGAAAUUUAACCCAAAUAGCAUUCAAGAAUUCAGAACCAGAAGGCAGAGAAAGGAAGGCUGAGCAUGCUGGUUUAAGAAGUUUAAGAUAAUAUGACAGGGAAACCUUUAGGCCAGCAGUUCUGAGAGCUUGUAAAAAGUAUUAGCUUGCUUUUUGGUCUUUAUUUUCACGUAUCAGGGUAGAGCUGACAGCAGGUCAGACGAGGCUGGAGGAGCCACAUGCUGGGAACGCCGAAUUCCUCAUUUCCAUGGUGUCUCCAAGCCACAGAAAGCUGCAGAGCAAAGUCUUGCUGCCCAGACAGUCGCAGCCCCAGUGCUGAGGCUCCAGAGUUUGGGAGGCUGUGGUUGUGUAAGCUGUGAUUCAGCAGAACCCUGCAACCACGGGCACAUUCAAAUGAAGGAGUGGAAUUCAUUACAAAACAAAGGCAUUAUUGCAUAUGAACUGGUUAGAGAUUAAAGCACUGCUUUUAAUGUUUACAGGAGGUGCUACAUUUUGUUUAGGAAGAACUGUGUUACGUUCUCAACAGCUAUUAAAUAUAUAAAGUAUUUGCUUUACAUGGAAGACUUUUGUUAAUGUAAUAUCGGCUGGCAGGAAGAAUGGGGAGGUUCCCCCCUGCUGGGCUUUUUCUGAGGAAAAAAGCAAUAAUUUCAGCUCUCCAAAGUGUUUUAAAACAAUUAUGUAAUUUUGUUUCUUCUUGUUGUUAGAAUUAUUAAUUUAUAUUUUAUUGCAUCUUCCAAAACCAUGUUAUAUUUUAGUUUUAACAGUAGUUGGUUGUAAUAUUCAUCUUAUUUAGAAGCCAGUUUUAAUUCAUUUUGUAUUUCAUACUUGUGGCUAAUUCCUUGUUAAUUAGCCUUCAUUUAUCUUAAUAAUGGGAUGUGUAAAUACUCAUAAAGACUUUAUGUCCUCAUUUCCCCUUCCUCUCCUGUAUUUUGGUUAUUUCCAGUGGUAUAACGUAAACACCUUCACUGAUGUAACACCUUGAGCAGUGUCAUCAUUUCUUUAAUGGACAGAACGUGCAGCACAUGGGACGUGUUGGCAGCAGAGGAAAAGCAUCACCUUUCCCACUGCGAUGGGAAGGGCAGGUACAGCCCCGAGCCCUGAGCCUGGGUCAGCUGAGCCUGAGCCCUGGCCCAGCAGUGUUUGACACUGUCCAUUCUGCCUGUGCAGAGCAGAGCUCAGGCUGUCACCCCGUCCUUGCUCUACCAGCCCCAAAUAUUCAGGGUUUCACUUGGCUGUAUUUCCCUUGGACUUGCUGAAGACAGAGAAACAGGGGCUUUCUGUGAGGAGCUGCUGAGCCCCUCCCCUGAGCCCAGCGCCAGGUUGGAAGGUGCCAGUGCAGGUUGUACAGCAAAGAGCUGUGGUGUCAUUUCUGUAAGGGGAAGGGGUUUACCUGUUUGUCUGAUGAUACAAGGUGGGCUUGGAUAGAGCUCAUCAGCAUUUCGCCUGCAGUGGAGACUGGAAACUGCUGUGUGUGUGUGUGUGUGUGUGUAAAAAUGUACCUUUUCUCUGUUGUUGAUUUGCUUGUGUGUUUUCCUUUGACAAGUGCACUGACUGCUGUAGCUCCCAAGGAGGCCAAGCAGUGCAUCUCUGGGUUGAGGACGCUUUGUCUUACAGUUCAAAUAAAUGAAGUUUUAAGCAAGCUCUGUAAUUUGCUAGUUUUCUUUUAAAUACAAGAUUUUGUGUGUGUGUGCUGGGCCUGGUUGUGAUGGAGUUUAGAAGUGAUGUUACAGCCUAUGUGUACAGGGUAUGACAGCAUGGAACAGAGAUAAAUGUUCCUCUUUUACAAUUUUACUGUAGUGAGAGAGCGUGAUAUUGGAUAUAAAGAGACAAAUAUAUUUAACUUUCCCCAAAAUGCUCGUGUGUCAUGCUGCAGCUCCAGUUGUGUUAUGGUGAGUGUAGAUCAGAAUCUGAUCUCAAAGGAAAUGGUUUUACUCUUUACCGUUUCUCCAUUUCAUUUAGCAGCAUUUUCCUUCCCUCUUUGUAUUUUUUUGGUACUCUGUGUGACAGAAGCUUCCAGGUUGUCUGUUCAGCCAAACCAGUUGCCUGCCUGGUGCUGACAUUGUUCUGAUCUGGGUGGUGUGUGUUACACCCUCCACCAUCACACUGUCCAGUGACCCAAGGUUUUUCCCUUGGAAACGUGGCUCUGGUCAGCUUUGCUGGGGGGAGAAGACAGUUUGUCCAAGCUGGGAAUAAAGUACAGCUAACUGAAAAAAAAGUGAGACUGUAAUAGGAGGAUAAAUCUUGACACUUUGUCAACUGUCAGAGCCAACUGUCAGGGAAUGUUUUUCUCUUCUCCAUCAGGUACAGUCAAAUACAACAGCAGUAAAAAAACUGAGCACCCCUCCAGAGGUGGAAUGGGACAGGACAGGUACAUGGAUUGUCCCUCUAGAGGCUGGAAAUAUUCCCCCACUGCUCUUGAGGACACUACGAUGGCAUCCUUACAGCUGCACCUCCCGCUGGCACCAGAUAAGGAAUUGCUCUUUGGGCUUCAAAAGAAAUAGCAAUGUUUGGAAAUUUUGCUUUCAGUCUGGACUGGAAUGAAAACCAAACUGUCAACACUUCCUUUGAAAUGAAAAUGGAGACAAAACACCAAAAUAAGAAUCAGCAUUGAAGGUGAACAAAGGACUUUGUUAAUGUUUUCUUUCGAGGUAAAAUGUUUUGUGAUGCCUUUUACGUUUCUAUAAAAGUACCUUAAUUGCUGCUGUUACUUUGUGAAAACUACAGUAUAGUCCUAAAAUGUGGAACACUGUCUUGGAACUAAAAUGUUUUGGUAAUGCUGAAAUAAUGACGCAGAAACCACACAGCCUUUUUUUUUAAAGACCUAUUCUUGCAGAAAUAUCUUUCCCUAACCCUUCUGAAACAGGUUUAUUCCCUGCUGUGGGGGUUAGAACUGUGCAAAGCAGGUGCCUUCUCAGGGUACACACCUUUAAAAAAACAUUCCCAUUCUGCUCAGGGCUUCCAAAGGGUGCUGUGGUUUGAAUACAGCUUCCUCACACCUGAGGCUCCAGGUGAAAAAACAGGUCUGGUUUUAGUCUAACAGGUCUUGUAGUUUGUGGAGUGAUCUGCAGGAAGCUCCUGUCCCAGGGAUAUACUGGAAGAAAGGUGUGAGAAAGCAGCUUGGAAAGAAAACUGCCCUGGCACUAGUUUGUCAUGGGCUCUUGGAUUAAUAGCAGACAAUCCGUGGGGACUCUGUGUCAGUGGCUGACCCAGGUAAAGCCAGGAAUGUUUAUCACAUCCCACUGUUCCUUGUUCCUGUGGGUACUCUCAAAAUGAAUACUAACUCCCACAAAUACCAUU